Molecule: messenger RNA, 5539 nt
Organism: Cladocopium goreaui
Lineage: Eukaryota; Dinophyceae; Suessiales; Symbiodiniaceae
Source: the annotation of a GenBank genome assembly
AUGUCGCAGCUAGUGACAGUCCCUCGGGAGGUUUAUCUUGGGGCAGUCAAAUCCUACAACGACCGCAGAGGCUUUGGAUUUGUUGCAUGUGCCUUGACUGCAGUGAAGAAUCAGAUGAUUGCAGGCCCAUUGCAGGCCAACUGUAUUGAACAAAUGUGCGUCUUUGUGCUCUUAAACGAGGUGCUGAAACCGCGGCAGAGUUUGGAAGAGAUGUGCUCCGACCUGUGCAGGGAUACUUUUGCUGCCAGCGUAAAGAGGGGGAAAGGUGUGGAAAGCGUGAAGAGGACUCGCGGGAUCUGCUCUGGCAAGGCUGCCCAGAGAAAACGCAAGGCGUAUAUACGCCAUCGCGUAGCUGAGGGGGAGGAUCCGGAGCAGGUGGCGGUGCGCCAGGGUGGCCAGGCGGAGGUGGUGUAUCCGGAGCCUCGGAGGUCGCUCAGCGAGUUGGGCUCGGUCAAUCUGGUUCCCCAGUCGGCGUUGUAUCAGCCUGUGCGUUCAGUUGGACUGGUUGAGGAGGAUAUCCCAAAGUUGCCAGGAUCGGCAAUUGUGCUGGAUUGGCAUCAGGUGGUUGGCACCGACCGCAUCACGAGUCGGCACACUGAGUGGGUGGACACUGGCUGGCAGAUUCCUCAGAGGCACAGGGCUACCUUGACUGAGUUGAGCCACCUGUGCCAGCAAUCUGAACGCCCGAUCCAUUUGGUGAUUUGCAGCCACAUUGAGUCUUCUUCUCGAAGCCUGGAGAACGUGAUUCACGCCACGGAGCAAAGCGGUCUGCCGGUGCAACUGGUCUUGAUCACGACCCAAAGGACGGGUCCAAAGGGGAAGCUUGCAGCACUUUGUUCAGUGAUCAGCGGGAAGUUUUGUUUUUUCGAAGACAGCUUGGAAAUCACUCAAGAGUUUUCUGAAGCAAGUCGACCCAUCGCACAGGUCUUGAAGCCAAGGACACGUCGAUCCCAUCUCUUGAGACAGGAGUGCAUUGGCUGGUCGAUCUCUUCCGAAGCAUUGUUGUCGACUGCAAAGCAGUUUACGCGAUAUUUUUCCAGGCAUUCGGCAGUUGUUUCAACUGGCCAUGGAGUUGGUUCAGAAUCCCAACCAUCGCAGUUGCCUUCGGAUUUUCCUUCCAGUGGGCCCCAGACUUCUGUUCACAACACCGUUGAAUAUCAUGAUCAGCGAUCCCAACAAGUGAAUGUUGGAGUAGAUCCCACGGUUUUCUCAAAUGUGGUGUCUGAAGCUCGACGGGUCAUUCAAGAAUCUGAAGAGAAAGCCCAAGGUUUGGAGCAACCAGCCCAAGAAGUUUACCAGCAAGCAUGUAGUCGCAUUCAAGAACUUGUGAAUCUUGCCGAAAGUUUGUACCCUUCCAAGUGUUCCAAGACUUCUGAGAUUGAAAGGCUUCAGAGGGAUGUCCAAUCAACCCGGGAUCAACUUCAAGUUCAAAUCAACCGCAUUCAAGCCAUGGGAUUUCAGAUUACCCAGUUUGAGUCCCAGAUGUCCAAUAUCCAGAAUUUGUUUGGUCACAAGGAUGCUGAGAUUACACGCCUGAUGUCCGAAGUUUCCCGUCUCCAAUCGAGUGAAGCCCGACUUGAGGAGAGACUGGCAGCUCUAAGCGCCGCUCCCUAUGCCGUAGCAACAAGCGUUGAGGCACAGAUGAGGCUGGGCCGAUGGCUUGCAUCAGAGCUCAUCAAAGGCGCUGAUUACUUCUCAAUCGGUAUUUUGAUAGAACUCAAUGGAUACUCAGUGGCUGAUUUGCAAGUUUUCUUCCAGCCUUAUGAAAAGUUGCAGGAGUUUCUGGUCGAGGAACGUGAAGAUGUGAAUGCCCGAUCCAUUGAGCAAUCCCGACGCAAUCCAAAGAAAGGAGAUAAGCCUAAGGCAAAGACUCCAGCAGUCCCAGCAAAGGCCUCUCCUGCCACGUCUUCUGUAGCUGCCGCAGUGAACUCUCCAAAGCCCAAAGAUGCCGCAAAAGGGCCACCCAAAAAUGCAAAGGGCAAGUCAAAGGGAAAGCUUGGAAAGCCGAUGUCGGUUGAGGAAAAGGCAAAGACUCCGUGCAUAUUCCAUCAGAUGCCUAAUGGUUGUGUUCAUGGGGAUAAAUGCCGGCCAUGUGAAACCCCCUCCUGCAAAGCCCAAAGACUCAAAAGCCGAUUCAAAAGCCAAGCCAAAGUCUGCGGCUACGAAAGUCACAGCAGCCGUUGCGAUCGUUGCGGCAUUGAGCUCCAUGGUCGCUCCGUCUCAUUUGGAACCCUUGAGUGGGCCGCUGACACCGGCGCAGGUCGACAUUUGGUGUCGUACGAAGCUGUGCAGGAACAGGGAUAUCACAGUUCCCUCUUUUCCGGAUUUGCCAAUGACUCUCAUGAAAAGUUGAAUUUCUCAACAGGUGGUGGUUUCAAGAAAUCGUCCAACACUAUGGGGUUUCAAGACCAAGAUGGGAUUUUAGGUGGGGAUGUCGAUGCCUUGUCUCCUCCAGAUCUUGCUGUGGAGCCGGUUGCAGUUCCUGAACGUUCAUCAGUUGAGCCAGCCGUUGAACCUAGCUUAGAUCCUGGAAUGCCAAGCGAUCCUGCAUCCGUGAAACAUGAGAUUUUAGCUCCUCCUCCAUUUGAUCACAAUUUGACUCAUUUUCCAAAAUUGUCCACAUGUGAUGUUUGCAAUAGAGCUAGACUUUUUAGCAAAAGGGUCAAAAGUAGGAGAGUGGUCAAUGAAGAACUUGAUCUUUCAGAGACAGAUGCUUUUGGACAACAGUUGGCAUGCGACCAUUUGACUGUCUUUAAGUCUUCGAGAGGUAAGGAGCAUGCAGUUUUGAUCGUUCAAGAUCGUUUCUCAAAGGUUUCGCAAGCUUGUCCAACCAUGUCAAGAGAAGCAUCCCAACUCGCAUCCAACCUCAAGCAUUUUGUCGGCCUGAAAUCAAACUCCUACACCAUUGUUCGAUCAGACGCUGCGGGAGAAAUCUUGAAAGCUGUUAUUGAAAACAAUUGGUUGCCGGAGUGUUCAGUUCCAGCACGUUUCCCUCACAUUUUGGAGCGUGAAAUGAGAACUUUUCAGGAGAUUGCCAGGUCAUUGUUUUUGCAAGCAGGUUUUGCUGCCAGGCCCCAGCUCUGGCCUCAAGCCUGCUCCUACGUUGCAGUGGCCAUGUCUGCAUUCUUAAAAGACAGUGAAGGGAAAACGCGUUGGGAACUUGCUUUUGGAAGGGAGUUUCGUGGACCUCACUAUUUGCUUGGUCAGUUGGGCUUUGUCAGAACAAAAGAUGCAGGAAAGUUCAAGUUCAGUCCAAUUGCAGAACCCGCUAUUUUUGUUGGAUGGCGAUUGGACUUUGGAAUGAGGUAUCGAGCUGAAGCUGCCUUGAAGGAACUUGAUGACCCUCGACUCACUGAACUUCACGACAUUGAUGCAGUGCCUGUUCCCUUUGUGGAUUCUGAAAUCAAACCCAAGACUCGUAGAGUUUAUGUGACUUUUGCCCGAAUGUUCAAAAUCGGUGCCACAAAAUUGUGCAAAGGUUGUGAGAAUGACAAACCGUCUCACAAUCAAGAACGCAUUGCGCGCUUUGAAGAAGCCUUUGGUCGUAAAGAAGUGGAUUGUUCUUUUGUUGAGCCCGAGGUUCCUGCAUCUUCAGAAGUUCCUGCAAUAGAGCCAAUGCACAUCAGUGGUGAAGUUUCUGGUGGUGGUUUUGCAGAAGACUUAGUGCCUGAAUGCCCGCCUCCAUCAGAUCCUGAUGAGCCAUAUGAAGCGGAGUCUCCAGUCAAGACUCCUCCUGAUGUCUCUUUUCACGAAUCCGAUGAUGAUGAAGCUGAUAAACCUCCUGCCACCGGCUUAAGUGCUGUAGCUAGUAUCGCCUGCGAUGCUGCAGCCUGUUUGCCACAGGGAGAAGUGCAGUCAAUGUUUCAGGGAUCUUUUGAUCAGGGGGGUCAGAUCGGCUGCCUUGGCGCCACGUCCACCCCUGAGAAGAGGGCUCCAAAACAUGGCAAGGGUAAGCACAAUCGUGUUGCCAAGGAUGAAUGUGGGGUGAGAGUCAUCCGGCUGUGUAAGGAGGACAUCAACUUGGAAGAUCCUUACAGCAUCGAGCAGCUUAUCGCUCAGGAGCAAGCGGAAAGCGCUGCUUUGGUAGAACAAUUUAUUCGGGUCUUGGCUGAAGCACGAGCGAAAGGUCAGAAGAUUCAUGUUGGCUUUGAAAUGCCAGAGCAGCCCAGCGGUUUUCACUUUCCAUCCAUGAGUCUUGCCCUCAGUGUUUACGUGGAUGACCUGACAUUGAGUGGACCACAAAAGAACCACACCAAGUUCUGGUCCACUUUGCAGAAGCAUGUUCAACUCGAGGAUCCCGCCGAGCUGUCAAAGGUGCUUGGAAGGAAUCAUGUCUCUUGUGAUCAGGGUCUUGCCCUUCACUCUGCAGAUUUUGCAAAGCAGUGUGUCGAACUCUAUGAACAAUUGUCCGGCAAGAAGGUCAAGCACUUUCGCACACCUCCCUUGGUCGAAACUGACGAUCAAUGUGUUGGACAGUUAUCAGCCUCUUCUGCAAAGCUUGUGAUGAAGCUUAUGUGGCUUGGUCGAAUCAGUCGUCCAGACAUCAUGGUUGCUAUUAAUACACUUGCCCGAAACAUCACUCGAUGGAGUGCCAAUGAUGACAAGCGUGCCGCUCGUUUAGUUGGCUACAUCGCUGCCGCAGUUGAUUACGCUCAUGUCAUGCGAAUCAACGACCCUCCAGCUAAGCUGUGGUUGUCGCUCUAUGUUGACAGUGACUUUGGUUCGAUGGGUAUCAGUGGUGUUUGCUGCCAGUGCAUCAGCUUAGAGAUCAAAGCAGUGAGGGAUGUCCGCGCUCAGUACCAGCUGCAGGCGUUUCAUGGUGAUGUCGAGGUGCUUCAGGAGAGCAUCUCUGAGCUUUGUGGAAGAGCUCUCAGCCGUUUCUGUGGCGAACUUGAAGGCACAAUGGCGGGUGAGCUGCUCCGGAUCAGUGUGAAUCAAAUAGGCCUUGAAUCUGCAGAAGCAUCGCUCAAGCGGGGCGAGGUUUUUGAUUUGGUCUAUCUCGUCCCAGAAUCAGUAGCUCUUUGGGAGAUGCUCCAGGUGCUGGAAAAUGAAGUUGAAAAAUCUGCGGAGGCUGUGCGAGCCGCGGGGGGAGAUGGAUUACUUCACUCCCCUGGCUUAGAGUUCGCAUUUUAUGGUACACCUGUAAAGCUGCUACUGGCGAAUAAUACGGAUGUAUCCGAGAUUUCACCAGAAACAAACAACAGCAGAGUGUCUGCUUUGAUCGCAAGGCUAGUAUCCAAAACUGUCCUGGAUGCUGUUCCAGACACUGACAUGUUUCACCGAUUGCUGAUGUGCGCGCGCCUUUGGGCAAAGCAGCGCGGCCUCUACGGCCAAUCGCACGACUUUGGCUAUAUUGGUGGAAUGGGUUGGGCGAUAUGCUGCGCACAUGUUUGCCAAACAACACCGCAAUCCAAAUCCCUCGAGCAGCUUUUUAUGGCCUUUUUUGACAUCAUGAGCCGGUGGGACGAAAGAUUUCCCCUUUCAUUGGGUCAAACACGCAGUAGUCAGGCCAAGGGUGCUCAGGAUGGUGCAUACAAGG